UCAAAAUAAAGUUGUAAUGUAAAAUAAACUUUUCCAAAAGCCAAUUGGAAUGUAUUUUCAAGUCCGUCAUCUUGUUCCUCUCUUUCCCUCCAUCUCUCUGCGGACCGGAAAUCAACGGAGCGACGACGUCUGAGACCUUCAACCUAACCCCGUCUACACCCUCCGCCCUGCGUAUGAUCCGUAACAAUAUCCCAAGGGCUAAAACCCAGAUUGUUCCUUCUUCAACUUGCCCUGAAUGGGCCAAUCAGCUUCGUCGGCUGCGAUUCUUAGCCGCCGCGAUACCAAUCAUAGCCAUCGAUCUAAGAUCAAAUCGACGUCCCUAAGCUCCCCGAUGCACCUGGAUGGAACCAAUAACUUUCAGGUAAUACUUCAUGGAACAUCCGACUUCAUUUCCGAUCUUCCGGAUGAGUGCUUGGCUUGUAUUUUCCAAUCCCUCAGCUCCGUCGACCGGAAGAGCUGCUCUCUCGUUUGUCGCCGGUGGUUCAAAGUCGAGGGGCAAAGCCGUCACCGUCUCUCCCUUAAAGCUGAAGCGGAUCUUUCCUCCAUGAUACCUUCCCUUUUUACUCGAUUCGAUGCUGUCACCAAACUUGCUUUGAAGUGUGACCGUAGGUCUUCGAGCAUCGGAGAUGACCCUCUUAUCCUCAUCUCCCUCCGAUGCCGUAAUUUGACUCGUCUCAAGCUUCGUGCGUGCCGUGAAUUGACCGAUGUUGGCAUGGCUGCUUUUGCCCAGAACUGCAAGGGUUUGAAAAAACUCUCUUGUGGAUCUUGCACAUUUGGAGCCAAAGGAAUGAACGCUAUUCUUGAUCAUUGUUCCGCCCUCGAAGAAUUAUCAGUGAAGCGACUUCGAGGUAUCACUGAUUCGACUGCUGAGCCGAUUGGGCCUGGCGUGGCUGGGUUAUCUCUCAAAACUAUUUGCCUGAAAGAUCUUUAUAAUGCACAGUGUUUCGGACCGCUAUUAAUCGGUGCUAAAAGUUUGAGAACUUUAAAGCUCUUCCGAUGCUCAGGAGAUUGGGAUGCUUUGCUCAGCGUUAUAUCAGACCGAGUGACUAGUCUUACUGAAGUCCAUCUCGAAAGGCUUCAGGUAAGUGAUGUAGGCCUCUCAGCGAUCUCAAAUUUCAUGGAUCUGGAAAUUCUGCACCUUGUUAAGACCCCGGAGUGUACGAACCUGGGCAUUGUAGCGUUAGCAGAACGAUGCAAGCUCUUGAGGAAGCUGCACAUUGAUGGAUGGAAGGCAAAUAGGAUUGGUGACGAGGGUUUAGUAGCAGUUGCAAGAAACUGCUCUAACCUUCAAGAACUGGUUCUCAUCGGAGUGAAUCCCACGAAGGUGAGCCUGGAGAUAUUGGCCUCGAAUUGUCGAAAUUUAGAGCGGUUGGCAUUGUGUGGAAGCGAUACAGUUGGUGAUAGUGAAAUCUCCUGCAUUGCCGCAAAAUGCAUAGCACUGAAAAAGCUUUGCAUUAAGAGCUGUCCUGUUUCGGAUCAAGGUAUGGAAGCGCUUGCCGAAGGGUGCCCAAAUUUAGUGAAAGUUAAGGUUAAAAAAUGUCGAGGAGUAACUCCGGAGGGUGCAGAUUCGUUGAGGUCGAGUAGGGGAUCGCUGGCUGUGAAUUUAGACAGUGGUGAACCUGAAAUUCCAGAUGCAAGUGCAAGUGAUGGUGGGAUACAGGAUAAUGUUGUUGAUUUUCAGCCGAUUCCAAAUCAAGUUGCGCCUCCUAUGAUUGCAUCUAGCAGUGCUGGGCGAUCAUCGUCACUAAAGUCAAGGUUAGGCCUUUUGGCAGGGAGGGGUUUAGUUGCUUGUACACUGAGAAGGUGGUCAGGUGGUAAUAGUAGUUCUCGAAUUAAUAAUUAGAUAUCAGGAACGAAGCAAGUUACAAAAUGUUAACGCUUCUGGUCUUGUUCUUCUGCAUUGUUUUCUGGUUGUAUUGCCUCGAUUCCGUGUUUAAUGUAUCUCAUUUCCAUGCUGUUUGCGCUGCUUA
Messenger RNA from Cucurbita pepo subsp. pepo (vegetable marrow), 1970 nucleotides. Its product is annotated as F-box protein At1g47056. The record is from RefSeq and is a predicted model, not a curated record. Gene Ontology annotation, cellular component: SCF ubiquitin ligase complex. Gene Ontology annotation, molecular function: protein binding. Gene Ontology annotation, biological process: SCF-dependent proteasomal ubiquitin-dependent protein catabolic process. Lineage: Eukaryota; Viridiplantae; Streptophyta; Magnoliopsida; Cucurbitales; Cucurbitaceae.